AUGGCGGAGGCCAAGCUUUCCACGGCGAGGUCCCCGCCCUUCGGUCUGUUUCAGCAAAUCCGCCCACGGGGCCGGGACAGGAAGCCGGAAGGAAGGGCGGGAACUUACCGCUGCCACGGGCGGGGAGAGUCGCUGGGCGUGCGACGUCACCCAGGCUGUGCGCCGGCGGCGGGCGGCGGGCACAAAGCAGGCGCAAGCGGGGCCCUCCAGCCCCCUCCCGUGUCUCAGUUUGCGCGUUCCCCUCCAGCUCCGGUGUCGGCGGGAGGCGCGGCCCCCCCGGAGGGGGCGAUGUCCAAUGGCGUUUACGUCCUCCCGAGCGCCGCCAACGGAGAGGUGAAGCCCGUGGUAUCCAGCACGCCUUUGGUGGACUUCUUGAUGCAGCUGGAGGAUUACACGCCUACGAUUCCAGACGCAGUCACUGGUUACUACCUGAACCGUGCUGGCUUUGAAGCCUCAGACCCACGAAUAAUCCGGCUCAUCUCCUUAGCUGCCCAGAAAUUCAUCUCAGAUAUUGCCAAUGAUGCCCUACAACACUGCAAAAUGAAGGGCACAGCCUCUGGCAGCUCCAGAAGCAAGAGCAAGGACCGCAAGUACACUCUAACCAUGGAGGACUUGACCCCUGCCCUCAGCGAGUAUGGCAUCAAUGUGAAGAAGCCGCAUUACUUCACCUGAGCCACCCUACCCAGAUGUGCUUGUCUGUUCCCAUAUCCCCACACCAGCCUGUUUUCAUAAUAAACUUUAUUGUGACA
Molecule: messenger RNA, 749 nt
Organism: Dipodomys ordii (Ord's kangaroo rat)
Lineage: Eukaryota; Metazoa; Chordata; Mammalia; Rodentia; Heteromyidae
Gene: Taf10
Product: TAF10 RNA polymerase II, TATA box binding protein (TBP)-associated factor, 30kDa
Exons: 5
Coding region: 1-672 (223 amino acids)
Biological process (GO): transcription initiation at RNA polymerase II promoter
Cellular component (GO): SAGA complex; nucleus; transcription factor TFIID complex
Molecular function (GO): RNA polymerase II general transcription initiation factor activity; promoter-specific chromatin binding
Source: RefSeq, a predicted model, not a curated record